Molecule: messenger RNA, 3831 nt
Organism: Hyla sarda
Lineage: Eukaryota; Metazoa; Chordata; Amphibia; Anura; Hylidae
Product: cytochrome P450 2A4-like
Exons: 10
Coding region: 334-1815 (493 amino acids)
Biological process (GO): xenobiotic metabolic process
Cellular component (GO): intracellular membrane-bounded organelle; cytoplasm
Molecular function (GO): iron ion binding; heme binding; oxidoreductase activity, acting on paired donors, with incorporation or reduction of molecular oxygen, reduced flavin or flavoprotein as one donor, and incorporation of one atom of oxygen
Source: RefSeq, a predicted model, not a curated record
GGUGGCCAUGACCACCAGGGAAGAUCCCUCUGCUCCAUGGUGCUCGCUCUACACUACAAGCAGAGAUCACCGGACUACAGCAGCACACAUGUAUUCAGGAUAUAAGCAGUAUAGUUAACAUAGCAGAGCUGAGUGUGUAUUCUGAUUUAGAUGCUGCUCUUCCAGUCCCUCUCUCUUGGUCUCUUCCUGUUUUACAGUUCUGUUACUGUUUUCAGUCCCCCCUCUCUUGCUCCCAUUAUACUGACUGCUGCUGUUUCAAGUCUACCCGCUCUCCUGCUCCCACUGGGCUGCCGUUCCUGAAGCAGGAAGAGAGUCUACAGGUCUGGAACCACAAUGGAGCUGGGAGUAUCGGGGACUCUUCUUCUUGCUGUGUUGGUCAGUAUUGUCCUGUAUUUCUUCACAUGGAAGAGGAAUCUAAAUAAGAAUAUGCCCCCUGGACCCCCGCCACUGCCCAUACUGGGCACCAUGCUGCAUGUGAGCACUACAGAACUGCCCGCGUCUCUGAUGAAGCUGAGUGAGACCUACGGCCCAGUGUUCACCAUCUACCUGUCUAAUUCACCUGCAGUAGUCCUGGUUGGCUAUGAUUGUGUUAAAGAAGCUUUAAUAGACAACGGGGAAAUGUUCGGUGCCAGAGGUGCCUUUGAAUUGGGCAAUCUGCUCUUCAAAGGUUAUGGACUGUCCAAUACCAACGGUGAGAGAUGGAAACAGUUACGCAGGUUUUCGCUUUCUACCCUGAGAAAUUUUGGAAUGGGGAAGAGAAGCAUUGAAGAACGUAUACAAGAGGAAGCGAGCUACUUGGCAGAAGAAAUGAAGAAGAAUGGAGACACUCCCUUUGACCCCACAUCUCUGCUGACCAUGGCUGUCUCCAAUGUGAUCUGCUCAAUUGUGUUUGGAGAGCGUUUUGACUAUGAAGAUUCCAAAUUUAGGGCCCUUCUCACCUUUCUUAAAGAAAUGCUUAAACUCUCGUCUACCAUUUGGGGAGUUCUUCUCAAUCUCUUUCCCAAGACUUUCUGUUUUCUUCCUGGACCCCAGCAAAAGAUAUUUACAUAUAUGGAGAAGUUAAGAGACUUUGUUGCAGAAUCCUUGGAAAGUCACAAGGCAACACUUGACCCAAACUGUCCUCGGGACUUCAUUGACUGCUUCCUAAUAAAGAUGGAGGAGGAGAAGAACAAUGAAAAAACUGAAUUUCAUUUUGAUAAUCUAUGUGGCACAGUCAUCGACCUGUUCGUGGCGGGCACAGAAACAACAAGCACCACCCUAAAAUAUGGUCUCCUCUAUCUGCUCAAAUACCCAGAUGUGGAAAGAAAUAUUCAUGAGGAGAUGGAUCAUGUGAUUGGUCAGAAUCGAUGUCCUUCUGUAGAGGAUCGAGUCCAGAUGCCUUAUACAGAUGCUGUCAUCCAUGAAAUUCAGAGGUUUGCAGAUAUCGUUCCUUUCGGAUUUAUGCGGGCAACUAUGCAAGACACGACAUUUCGGACCUACAGCAUUCCUAAGGGCACUAUAGUUUUCCCCAUGCUGACAUCCCUCUUGAAGGACCCUAAGUGGUUUAAGAACCCAAAGCAGUUUGAUCCCGCAAACUUUCUGAAUGACAACGGGAGCUUCAAGAAGAACGAGGCCUUUGCACCUUUCUCACUAGGUAAAAGAAGUUGCAUUGGAGAAGGCCUGGCACGGAUGGAAUUAUUUCUCUUUUUUACCACCAUAUUGCAGAGAUUUAACCUGAAAUCAGACGUAGCCCCAGAGGAUCUUGAAAUUACCCCAGAACCAAAUAAAAAUGGAUUAGUGCCAAGAACCUACAAGAUGUAUGUGACCCCCAGAUAACUGAAAAAGACCUUGGCAUCUAUCCUUAUUUCUUAACCAUUGCAAUUAUUAAUUUUAUUUUUUAAUGCUUUAAAGGGGCAUUCCACCCCUACACAUCUUAUCCCGUAUCCAAAGGAAAGGGCAUAUGAUGUCUGAUCACAGGCGUCGCGCCGCUGGGGAUCGCGCUGCAGCACCCCAGACAUCCGGUGCACAAAGUGAACUUCACUCCGUGCUGUAUGACUGGCGAUGCGGGGUGGAGGCUUGUGAUGUCAUGGUCACGCCCUGCUCUUGACAUCAUGGCCAAACACCCUCAAUGCAAGUCUAUGGGAGGGGCCACAGAGCCUUAUAGUUAGUAUGGUUGAAAAAAGACAUACGUCCAUGAAGUUCAACCAGGGAGGGGGCGUAUAGUCCCAUAGACUUGCAUUAAGGGGGCGUGGCCGUGAUGUCACGAUUGGCAUGCGGCCGUGAGGUCACAAGCCUCCAACGCUGCACCUGACGCUCUAAAGGAAUGCCGGGUGCAGCAGGGAGACUAUGGGGGUCCCCAGCAGCAGGACCUCUGUGAUCAAACAUCUUAUACCCUAUCCUUUGGAUAGGGGAUAAGAUAUCUAGGGGCGGAGUACCCCUUUAAAAUGGCCUACUUUGACACCUAUGAGUUUAGAAAGUGUUGUAUAUGGAGCUGUAUAUACCAGGGCUAACUUUUUUGCACCGUGAUUUGUGGUUUUUGGGGAUUUUCUGUACAAUUUUGACAUAGAUUGGGCUUUUUGUUCGCUUUUUAUUAAAUUUUUUGGGGUGCUGUGUGUCAAAAAUGCAAUUUGUUUUAUUAUUCUGAUUGUUGUUUUUGUUGUUGUUGUUUAUUCCAUUUACUGUGUGGGACCAAUAACAAUAUAAUUUAGAAGCUUGGUAUCCCCACAUGCGAAAAUGUCCAAAUCUUUGAGGUGUCCCCAAGCAGAAUCAUCUUUUGCUACAUGAAACACUGUUGGGGUGGUUGUAGCCUCAAAGUCCUCCAGCUCUUUUCUAAGCUCUGUAUCUCUUUAAAUUUAUCACAAUGCAAAUGUGUUUUUCUGUGUCUUUGUGUUCUGCAUGCACUGAGGCUAAAGGUAGUGUAAGGGGUUGACUUACCUCACAGUCAAAGCUUUCUGUAUAAGAAUGUGUGAUGUCCCAGUACGGGAUAUGCAUCUCACAGUCCUAUCAGAUUGAGUCCCUGUACGUCCCCAGGGCUCACCUGCAUUGUACCCCUAUAAUCUGUAUAGUUGUUUAUUAUGUGUAAAGGACCUUUGAUAUGGUCACAUGGUUAAUAGUCACAUGAUAAUGCUGUCAUAUGUUAAAGUCAAGUUUUGUUACCCUGAGAGCACCAGGUGACCAGAUGACCCGUAACUAGCCUAUGGGCUCCUUGCUCAGCCCCCCCCCCUUUAUAAGAGGGGGAGGUACUACAAUCUCUCUCUUCCCCCACACCUUCUGCUGAGGUCAAGUCCAGUCCAGACGUCUCAGAACCAGUGUCCAGCACAUCUGGAGGCCUCAACCUAAAUUACAGCCACAAGUCAGUAAGUCAAGUCAUCUCUGUCUGCUGUCACUAUCUUCAGUCAAGUCUAUUAUAGUGAACAUGGCCGUGCUAAAGUCUGUCAAAGUCACUGCAAGUCCCAGCAAGCUGCGAGGUCCCCUGUGUUACUGGUCACCUCUCUGGGAUCCUGGCCUAGCUGUAAAGACUAUUACCAUCUGUCUACCUCAGUAAAGCUACCGUUAACCCUAACCUGACCUUGGACUUUUAUUUGCCCUGUCUAAACUAGGACUAGCGGUGCUACCGUUCAGGUGGUUCUCAGUAAAGCCACGCCCUGGCAUGACGAACAUUUAGGGGUUAAUACCAUCUGCCCCUGGGCUACAACAUCUGCCCCAUACACCUCACAUCGCACCCCCAUGGCACACCACAAAUGGGUAAUAUGUCAAAUGUCAACCCCUUAGCCAAUUAAGAGCUAAAGGCUGUCCUAUCUCCACCCAGUCCCCAGAACAGAGGAGGAGCCUAAAGCACACGUAAGAGAGUCU